Messenger RNA from Ceutorhynchus assimilis (cabbage seed weevil), 1018 nucleotides. The record is from the annotation of a GenBank genome assembly. Lineage: Eukaryota; Metazoa; Arthropoda; Insecta; Coleoptera; Curculionidae.
CAAAAAUUCAGCAAAAUUCCAGAUAGAUCACUUUUCCAUAAGAAAUGUGUGGGGUCCUUUGUUUGUAGAUUCCGAAAGUCGUAUCCAGAAAGGUUUCGUGUUUUUGUGAUGGUUUUUUGACGUGUUGGAACAGACGUAUUUUAUGGCGUAGCGUAGAUAAAAAAUGGAUAGCUUAUUUUUUUCGAUUUUUUUUUUCAAUAUUAAUUUUUUAGAGCCAUUUUUUAUUUGAUGUGUGAUUUUUCGUUUAUGUUUGAUGCGAGGUUUGUUGUGUUUAAUGAGUAAAAUAUUUUUCACAAGCGAGAUACAAACUAAAUAACUAUAAAGGAUGAUUUAGGUAGCCCGUGCAUUAGCUUGCAGGUGGGGUCAUAUUAGAGACGAGGCCGAAAAAUACAAUAUUGUAGUUGAAGGUUUCUUUUCAGAUGGGGAUUCUCGUUGUUUAAAAGCUAUGAAAAUAAUGGCAGGCCUACCCGCUUCCUUCAACGAGGAAACGCCCUACUCACCCUACUUUCAGGCAAAUUUUUCUACAAGUAAUCCAGUGGCAAUUCAAGAUACUGUACAUAUUGGCACUAAAAUCAAAAAUAGAUUAUUGAAUCCCAAUAUUGCUUUGAAGAUGAUGGGAAAUUACGAAGUAUCCAAAGAUCAUUUGAAUCAUGUUAUUGAUAAUGUUUCAUAGAUAGAUAAACAUUUAUUGUGCUCUAGUGAUUUGGACAAUACGGAUAAAAUGAAUUUUGGAGCCAUCGAUAAAUUGUCAUCAACACGUGUAACUGACUUAUUAUUGGCCAAAGAUGAAUUCAAAGCAACUCGCCAACUGCUUAUACUAACCUGAUAUAUAUUGGAUUCAUACCUUGAUAAGUCGUUAUCAAUAAAAGAGAGGGUUUAUUCAAUUUGGUAUGCAACAGUUUUUGUGCAACUGUGGCGGGCUUGGAUUUAACAAAAAAACAACCGAGAAGGCAACUGCACAUUAACAAAAAACUGUAUCACUCUCAACCCCUACACUUGUGUAGAGUUAAAUGCCCAU